Molecule: messenger RNA, 2071 nt
Organism: Mangifera indica (mango)
Lineage: Eukaryota; Viridiplantae; Streptophyta; Magnoliopsida; Sapindales; Anacardiaceae
Product: rust resistance kinase Lr10-like
Exons: 2
Coding region: 85-1914 (609 amino acids)
Biological process (GO): protein phosphorylation
Molecular function (GO): ATP binding; polysaccharide binding; protein kinase activity
Source: RefSeq, a predicted model, not a curated record
AGGAAAUUAUUAUUAUUAUUUUUUAAUAUAUGAAGCUGAAAUAAAAUUAUUGCAUUGCUUUUUCAGUCAAUAUAAAUUUCAGUGAUGCAAAAACUCUCAAUCUUUUCCUUCUUGUCUCUCUUAAUCCUCUUCCUUCUCUCACCUUUCACAGAAUCCAAAUCUUCAUCCGAAAACAUUUCAUCUGAUCUCUGUCCAAUCACAAAGUGCAGCGAAAAUGGCCCAUCCAUCAGGUUCCCUUUCAGGCUCAAUACUCAACCAAUCUUCUGCGGCCAUGACGGCUUUGAAUUGUCAUGCUCAAACAGCAACACUAUCUUGCAUCUUCCUUCAUCUUCCAGUGAUUUCCAUGUGCUAGAAAUCUCAUAUCAUGACAGCACCAUCGCCAUUAGAGAUGGGCAAGAGACCACCUCAUGCCCAAUACAAAAUCUUCUCUCUUUUAAUAUCACAGACUCCAAAUUUUUCUUCUUCCCUUUUUGGGCAGGGAAAACUUUAGUGAACUGCGGCGAGAUGGUUGAUUUAAAUGGAGCUAUUGGCCCGGUUGAGUGUGUAAGUGGGGAUAAAAAUUUUGUUUAUGUUAUGAAUUCAGAUGCGGGCAUGGAUCAGCUUCCUUUAGCUUGCAGAACUUACAAAUCGUUUCGUGUUUCGACUGAGUUAGAUCUGGUGAAGGCUAUCAUGAGGGACUCGAUCGCACCAAGAAUCGUCUUGGGCUGGAAUGAUUUUGAAUAUGGCUGCCAUGACUGCGAGCAAUCUGGAGAUAUCUGUAGUUUCAAUAUUACAAGCAACUCAACAAUCUGCUUGAAACAACCAGAUCCUCGUGGUCGCAGAGUAAAAAUUGCUGUAUUCACAUCCACAAGUAUUGGGGGGCUUCUUGUUUUUGCAAUGGUGAUAUUUCUUAUUUACAGAUCUCGGAAAUCUGAAAAGGAAAAGGAAAUUCAGGUAAAGGUAGAGAAGUUCCUGGAAGACUACAAGACUCUGAACCCAACAAGAUAUACUUACAGUGAACUUAAGAAAAUAACCAGUAAAUUCAAGCACAGAUUGGGCCAAGGCGGCUAUGGAAGUGUCUUUAAGGGCAAACUCUCUAACGGAAUUCCGGUGGCUGUUAAGAUGCUGGAAAAUUCAAAAGGAAAUGGCGAAGAAUUCAUCAAUGAAGUGGCCACUAUUGGCAGAAUACACCAUUUCAACAUUGCCCGUCUUCUGGGAUUUUGCUCUGAAGGAACUCGUCGUGGGCUUCUAUAUGAGUACAUGCCCAAUGGAUCUCUUGAAAAGUUUAUCUUUUUGAAGAAUAACGAUUCAACUCAUCGUCCAUUGAGCUGGGAGCAGCUACAAGCCAUUGCCAUUGGCGUUGCGCGAGGCAUAGAGUAUCUUCACCAGGGAUGCAAUCAUAGAAUUCUUCACUUUGAUAUUAAGCCUCAUAAUAUACUACUAGACCACAAUUUUCGUCCGAAGAUUUCAGAUUUCGGGCUUGCAAAAUUAUGUUCCAGGGAUCAAAGUAUCAUAUCAAUGACAGCAGCCAGAGGAACUCCAGGCUAUGCAGCCCCGGAGCUCUUCUCGAGGAACUUUGGGGAGGUUUCUUACAAGUCCGAUGUCUUUAGCUAUGGAAUGAUGCUGUUAGAGAUGGUGGGUUGCAGGGAAAAUAUUGAUAUUUCAAUUGAAAAUCAAAGCCAGAUAUAUUUUCCUGAGUGGAUUUAUAACAAAGUGAGACGAGGAGAAGAAUUCGGAUUCGAAAUUGAGGCAGAUCAUGGAGAUGAGGAGACCGCCAAGAAGCUUUCGAUUGUGGCACUGUGGUGCAUUCAGUGGAAUCCUGCAGAGAGGCCUUCCAUGUCAAUGGUAAUUCAAAUGCUUGAAGGGGAUUUGCAAAGCCUGGAAAUGCCUCCAAAGCCCUUUGUUUCUUCUGAUGCUGAAACAGAUACAAUUUGAUGUGGUAAAGAAAUAUUAGCAAUGCUAUGUACAUGUAAUAUAUGCAUAAAAUUGAUCAUCAUCAUAUAAUUAAAUAUUAUUUAAUUUUUUAUUUAAAAUUAUCUAAUUUAAUACUCAUUGUAACUGUCCAUAGUUAUAUUGAAGAAAAUAUUUGAGA